CUUUCCAGUAAAACUGUGACCAUUAUGUGGCAACUCUUUAACUGAAAUGACUACCAUCCCUUUACAUGUUCAGUAGGAGGUGGCAUAAUUACAAUGAUUUAGAUUAUGAGGAUUUGUUUAUACAAAUUUAUUCUGAACGAUGGCAGAGGCAUGGACUUUACUGGUUCAGUUAAUCCAGAUCGAUUUUGGAACUUUAAAUUUACGAAUGAAACUGGAUUGAUAAUCGGAUUAAAUGGGUCGACCAAACAACACAACUCCUGGACUGAGGUUGCUCAGACCUCCCACGGUGAUUGGUCAGUUCCAUACCUUAUUCUUUGGUUCUGUACGCAUGUUCUUUCUUGGAGUGCUUGGCUUUGCAGUAUAUGGGAAUGAGGCCCUGCAUUUCAGCUGUGACCCAGACAAGAGGGAAGUGAACCUAUUCUGUUACAAUCAGUUUCGACCGAUAACUCCUCAGGUUUUUUGGGCACUGCAGCUUGUGACAGUACUAGUCCCGGGAGCCGUUUUCCAUCUUUAUGCAGCUUGUAAAAGUAUAGAACAAGAAGACAUUCUCCAGAAACCUGUCUACACUGUCUUUUAUAUUAUCUCCGUAUUGUUACGGAUAACCUUGGAGGUGGUGGCCUUUUGGCUACAGAGUCACCUUUUUGGCUUUCAAGUUAAUGCAAUCUUCAAAUGUGACGCUGGAUCCCUUGAUAAAAAGUACAAUUUAACCAGGUGUAUGGUUCCUGAGCACUUUGAGAAGACCAUUUUCUUAAUUGCCAUGUACACAUUUACCGGAAUUACGAUCGUAUUAUGCGUUGGUGAAAUUUUCGAGAUUCUGUACAGACGGUUAGGCUUUCUAAAUAACGAGUGACCUGGUGGUCUUUUA
Molecule: messenger RNA, 865 nt
Organism: Spea bombifrons (plains spadefoot toad)
Lineage: Eukaryota; Metazoa; Chordata; Amphibia; Anura; Pelobatidae
Gene: GJE1
Product: gap junction protein epsilon 1
Exons: 3
Coding region: 233-850 (205 amino acids)
Biological process (GO): cell communication
Cellular component (GO): connexin complex
Source: RefSeq, a predicted model, not a curated record